This is a messenger RNA of Hydatigera taeniaeformis, 1188 nucleotides long. The record is from the annotation of a GenBank genome assembly. Lineage: Eukaryota; Metazoa; Platyhelminthes; Cestoda; Cyclophyllidea; Taeniidae.
AUGGAUGCGAUAGAGAAGAGUUCUGCUCCAGCAUCUGCCAACUGUCAGAGGAACCUUUUGAAACGCCGGUCGAUUUCUCUUAACACUCCAGUUCCACUUACUCAGGGGGAACUAGAACGGUAUGGCCGAGUUGGCCUGGUGAAACGACAAGUAUCGACUGAUGAGUGUGGACGGUUCAACGAGGAAUUUCAAGAAACUUCAUCCGGCAGUAGUGUCUCUACUAUUGUCCUAUCAAAAUUGCGAUCAUUUGGUCGACAAAUCCAUCGUCACAUGAUUGAGACGGUAAAUGUGACGAAUGAUGUCUCCCGAGGGAUUCCGCGUUCGGCGGUUGGUGAUAUCUAUUUUCAGAGUAAAAGCCCACUUGAAGUGAUUAAUAGGAAACCGGCGUCCCGACAGUACCGGAGUGCGAAACUCAGUCUAGAUCUAGAAGACACAUGGAAGUGUAUGCGGGUCAUAGAAAUGUCCCACGACCUGAAUGACAAUAAACAGAGUUGCUCGGUCUCCAAACUUUUGGAUGCACCACUUUUCAGAGAAUCUCCGGCUGAAGAUGUGUCGGUAAAAUCCAAAGCACCGACAGAAAGACGGCUAUCGACAUCGGCUCCACAUUUAGAAGCCUUUGAGCAGCACCACAGAGAUAAACAGAAAAAACAGACAGCUCCAUCAGCAGAAGAGUCCAAGAAAAUUAUUUCCAGAAAUGCUCGACCCAAAGAAGUGAAUUACGAUGAUCAGGGUCAGACCUGGGAAAUCUAUGGUGCUGAUCAAGAUCCCAAUGCCCUAGGACAGGCGAUCGAAAGUCACUUAGAAAAGAUGAUUCAGCGAAAGCAGAGAGAACAACGAUGUUUUUCGCUUGGAACCGAAAUUCCCCAUCAAAAUACUUGUUCCACAAAAUCCAGUUCUCGAGCCUCACAUACUGGGGAGCAAAUUUUACAAGCUGCAAGACGGCGUUUCCGUCGAAGAGCUGUCUCCUCUGUGACGUCAAAUUCCACGCACACCGCGAAUGAAGAGAGUCCAGAUCGAGAGACCCGUGGUAGACGCUCCAGACUUCUUAGCUACAUCAAUCGAAUUCUCAGACGAUCAUCUACAUCGGCUUUAUCUGCUCAUAGACACAAGCUCUUACAUCAGGAUUCCAUCAUGGAAAACAAGGACACGCCCUCUGGCAUGGAGAAAGCGGUGAUUUCUGCCACCUGA